Molecule: messenger RNA, 4400 nt
Organism: Bombus huntii
Lineage: Eukaryota; Metazoa; Arthropoda; Insecta; Hymenoptera; Apidae
Gene: Pex2
Product: peroxisome biogenesis factor 2
Exons: 1
Coding region: 1-873 (290 amino acids)
Biological process (GO): protein import into peroxisome matrix
Cellular component (GO): peroxisomal membrane
Molecular function (GO): zinc ion binding
Source: RefSeq, a predicted model, not a curated record
AUGCCGACAUCACCUUACGUCUCUCGAAUCAAUCAGAUUGAUGCGGUGCAGUUAGACGAGGAAAUCUACAAAGUGCUUAGGAAUCAAGCCAGGGAAAUCGGCAAGUAUCAACAGACAGAGAAGAUCGAUCGAUGGCAACCCGAGAUCGACGCGCUCCUCAAAUUCUUCAUAUGGAAUUUCUCGCUGCGCCACGGAAAAUCGACAUUUGGUCAGCAACUGCUCAAUUUGCAUUACGAAAACAUUACAAGCGCAAAGUCCAUUCUCUAUAUGCUUUCGACGAUCGGUCCGGCGUAUGUACGAGAUAAACUCGUGGAUAGUGGCGCGAAUCGUCGUUUCACCAUUUUACUCGAUCGUGUCGCGAACGUCUUGAAGCUCUUCGAGUUUAUAAACUUGUUGAUCUUUAUGCAUCGUGGGACGCAGCCUCGUAUCGUCGAAUAUAUACUCGGAAUCGCGAGUUCUUCCACAACUGUUCACAAACCGAGAAACAUCGGCUACUCGUACAUGACCAGAGAACUGUUAUGGCACGGUUUGAUGGAAUUGUUUACUACCAGCUUGCCCAUGGUCAAUUUCCAUUACUUAAAGCACACGAUGAAGAAGCUAUUCACGCGGUCAAAGGCCGUCGACUUGCAAGGCGUAUUACCGACCAUGAACUUGUCCACCAAGUGCGCCUAUUGCACCGAUACACCGAUUCUACCGGUACACGCGGGUUGUCAGCAUAUUUUUUGCUACUACUGUUUGAACGCUCACUUCACCGUGAUGGUCGAGUUUCAGUGUCCCGAGUGUAGCACGCGACUCUACGCUACUAGUAUGAAAACGUACGAAGCCAGUUCCUCGACCUCCAGCAAACGAGAAAUGUCGAGCACGGCAUUUUAACGUUCUCCGUCUUAUACCAAUAAACAAACAUUUUGUACAUACAGAUAUAUAUAUAUAUAUAUAUACAUAUUCAUAUACAUAUACAUAUUCAUAUACAUAUACAUAUACAUAUACAUAUAUUUCUAUUUAUACAUACGAUUGUACAUGCAUUGUGUUUUAUUUUUUUCUUUUUUAUUAAAAAUACCAAUACAAAAUUCUCUCUAUCUGCUUUCAUACAACGUUACGAUUUAUUCGGUGUUUCCUUCGAAACGAAACGAUGAUGGAUCUGGUAUAUGAUAUACUUCUUGCUUAUCGGAAUAACUGGAUUACCGUAUAAAAAUAUCAUGCCGCCUUAAAAUGUUUUCCGUUUCGUAUAUUCGCGGCAAUAUGCGUUACAUAGAUUGGUCGUUGGUUUAUUCAUUAAGUAGUUUUACUUGCACGAUGGGCGGGCACGUCUAUUCAUUACCUGCUAACAUUCGGAUGGACACGUUUGAAUUCUUUUCGUCCACUCGAUUUCUCCGAUAUCUCGAUUCGGUUGCGCUCUAAUCUUGAUUGGAAUGUUUGCUUAUUCUCUACAGUAAUAGGUAAGUUGCGCGAGCGUGCGAUCGCACCAGCCGUUCCAACGAUUCGAUUGAUAUUCGUUGACAAAAAUUGUUCGAAGACUUAAAAAGACGUACCGUGGCUGUACCUUGUACGAUCACCUGACGUAUAUAGUAUAGUAUAGUAUCACCUGACGUAGGUGUAAUUAACAACCAUAUCCCGCUGUAGUACUGAAUCCGUUAAUCGUAGUAAAAAUGUUGUUAGGCACGUCACUCUUUUCACUUGGCGAAAGAAACUUGGCGAGAUCGCAUUAGCAAAGUAGACAAGAUUAAAACACCUAACGUUUCGAAACAAGGCGGAACAUGGUAUAUUUCAUUUUAUUCGUUAGUCUCCGAAAAUAUGAUUCACCCGGAUCGUAUUUCAUCGAUUCUGAGAAACGUUUUACGGCGCGCGAUUAAAUUGCCAUCAUGAUAGGUUUUCACGUUUUUACAAACGAAGCGUCUUUCGGAAUACGCAUCGUACUAUAUCGAUACUAUUAUUACACUGCGCGUGGAAACAUGCUCCAGAAAGGCAUGUUCGGUCAGUCGAAUGAUCUCGCUGGAUUGUUACUGUAUGUUCGUCUCUCAAUUUCUCUUCUCCUUCGCGAAUCUUGUAUCCGUAUUUCGUUUCGUUAUUCUUUCUUUCUUUGCGUACAAAUAAAAAAGAAAUAAAAUUCGUCAGCAAGAAAGGGGUUUCAGUUUUUGCGUAUCAGACAGAUCGAGGAGGAGAGAAAGAGAAAGAGAAAUAUGCGUCAAGAAAUUUGCCAUAUGCAACGUGUCAGGAAGAAGACAGGAAAUAAGACGAACGAUACGACCUGUACCGUGAUGUUCGAAGGCUAGGUAUCGAAUGCCUCGUUGUCGCUUCCUUACCUAUCAUCGUUUCUUUUUUACCUUUCUUCUUCUUUUCUUCCUUUUAAUUCUAAUCGUUUUAGCAACUAAUUGAUCUGCUAAAUCCCGCAAAAUCAGCUGAUGCACGUACCUACAUGCACAUACGUACGGUACGUAUGUGUGUUCAUGUGUAUAUACAUAUAUACAUAUACCUAUAUUUCUAUAUUUUUCUAGAUAGGAACAUCGAAGAACAGCGUAACGCAUCUCUCUAAAAAAAAAAAGUCGUCGAGCAUCGAUCGAUCGUGUAAGUAUCUCGAGCAGCGUAAAAAUACAAAUAAUAGAAAGGACACGAGUGGAUUCGCGGUAAAAGGAAUCUUGCGGUCAUCGAUCAAGCUUUUUCUCGGAAACAACAAUGAUCGUUACGACAAAAUCGUUCUGCGACGUCCCAUCUCUACCGCGAAAACAAGAACGAUAAUUCUCCGCUACGAAAGCAUGGGAUAGGUACACGAUUUUUGUUAUCCGACCGGUGUAAUGAUCGGACGAAGAAAAUCAAAUUCGAAUCGAAUUUUAUCAAAGAAAACGGUUAAUGUUCGACACAAACACGAGUAACAGGGACGAUCGGGUACAGUCUUGUUACAUCACACACAUACGCGCGCGCAUACACUCGUACGCAUAAAGUACACAUAGCAUGUAUUCCUUUUCUAACAUUUCGAUCAUUUUCAAGCAUGCGAUUUUGCCGCACCAAACAACAAUAAUUUAUGCUUAAAAAGAUUUCACAAAAGACUUAGUCAAGAACUAUUAACGAUAAAAUCGUUCGACUCGUUAGACAUUCUCGAUAAGUUUCAUCGAGACGAUAUUCUGAAUAUUUUCUUGACACGCGAUAAACAAUAAUUUAUAUCGCUAGUCGCACCGACAAAUCGAUCGAUCACUUAAAUCGCGAUAAAUUGAUAUUUGAAGGUGUUUACAUCUUUAAAUAUUGUCGAUCGUAGCGAGCAGAGCAUGAGCUCGUUGCCGAACGCUUUCAUUUCAUCCAUAUACGAGUAUACUCAGAAAAAAAGAAAAAAAAAAAGAUUUAAAAUAUUAAUAAUUUAUGUAGAACACGAGUAUCUUACUUUCGUAAAACGACUAUUGUGUAAACGGACCACAACGUGCAGCUUGUUUUAACAAAAAUAUUCUCGUUCCCCGUAUGUUUAUCAAGUACACGGAUGUUGAGACAGAAAAGAAAAUGAAGAAAAGAAGAGGAAUCACGAUGCACUCAUACGACGACCGAUUAUUGAAAAUAAUUUAGCUGCAGAAUCGUUGGGCAGGCAUUGCACGUUAGCGGUAUAGCUGAGUAUAGACUCAAAUUAUAGUUUCAAGGGUAGUUCGCGAAAGUCGUUUCUCCUGUAAAACGAUCGAUCGUAAUACGGUGAAAAAGACACAACUCGAAAUACCCUCGAACGUUCAAUCGCCCCCUCCGAUCCGCUUCGUGGAAAAAUCAUUCGCAUUUGUACGUUCGACGUCUUUCGCGAGUGAAUAAUAAAUACUUUAUUACAUUGUAAAACUCGAAAACGCGGCUGCUGCGAAAAAAUCCGAAACUCGCGAAAACCGAGAGAAACAUGACCGUGUGCCCUUCUUUUCGCUUUAUCUUUACGUGAGUUCGCAUUUCCGUCUCGGUUGCCAGCUUAGGUUCUACGUUUCUGCCGAGUUUCGAGCUUAGUCGAGAUUAAAUAUUUUAACUUCCCUAAAGCGACAGGUCGCCGAACGUACGGGAUAUCCUACGCCCAUCGCGCAUAUCGAGCUUCAAAGCCUCGUUUUUCCGCACUUUGCUAUACUAAUUGAACCGUUAUCGUUAAUUUAUAGAUACUGUAUACGCCUAUCGUUCAGUCCUAUUACGAACUCUUCACCGUUACACAAAAACAUAUAUGAUACAACGUGUCGAACGACACUACGACUCCCGGAGCAUCGUGUUUCGCGCUCCGUACAAAAUAAUAUGAAAACCAUAUCGAUUCGUCGAAUAUCGCGCGACCACGAUAGAAAGACCAUUAGCAACAUAAAAAAAAAGCUAACGAAACGAAAGUAGUAACGAGUUUCUUAACCUAAGGCACCUUUCGACCGCGUGAAUCGAGGACUGCAGGGAAAAAAAUAAAAAAAAAAAGCAAA